AUGGCGCGACGCAACAGACCCCACGGCAGUGUCAACACUAUCAACACUGGUACCUCUCGCCGUCGUCGAACCGCCCAAGGACAGCUCAGAGAUGUCUCACGGGAACGGGAAGAACAAGCAGAUCGUAAUGAAAGUCUCAACAUUGCUGAACGACUUGGCCAUAUCCCCCCCCUUCGUCGUCGUCAUCGGACCGAACCGUUACAGCAUCUCCCUGACCCAGAUCAAGCCUACCCAGCACACGAGCCACUGAUUGGCAGCUAUCUUGAUGAACAACUAGACCCUUCCAUAGAAGAAGAACUCCCGACUGCAGCCCAUGCUGCAUACCAUCGAGUCCGCCGUUACGCUGAAACCCGAGAGAGAAUUAGUCAAAGAUGGAGCCAACUGGAAAUCAGCCUCACCGCAACCUUUACCUUGUGUCAGACAAUCACAAGCAACUGGACAUCCCAGGCGUCAAACUACGAGCUGCCUCCAAACACUUGUACAUGUAAUCCCGAUGACAUCCGUACACGGAAGCGUGAAAAGUGGGCCAUCAAGUGCCCCUGUUGCUUUGGACCUCAAGAAUGUGAAAUCAAAGGCCAUCCAGACAAACCCGAUGUAAUCAUUGCCAUGGACGGCAAUUUUCAGCAGCGUCACUACGCCUACGCAAGCAAGGACAACCCGCCAGAGUCAAAGUAUCCCAGUAGCUUUAUCCCACCAUCCGGCAUUGCUCUUGAUGCUACCCAAUUUUCCGCAACCAAGGGUGCUGCAGUGGGGAUUGAUCUUGAAUCUGCAAAUCAAAUACACGAAGAAUCAGCUCUAGCUUUGGCUGAACUCCAUCGUGUUGCCAACCCUCACACUCCUGGUUCCAACUAUACCAAUCAGUUUUUCGAACAACAAUGGAACGAUGAGCAAGCUUACCAUGUCAACACUAACCGGACAGCGGAUAGGGAACAGGUUGAACUUGGACGUCUGUUGUGUUUGGAAGAGGAAUUGAAUGAGGCUUGGUAUUUCAAUCUUUCCUUAUUUAUUGGUCCAAAAACUAUUUAA
This is a messenger RNA of Puccinia triticina, 1026 nucleotides long. RefSeq lists its product as uncharacterized. NCBI's taxonomy places the organism in Eukaryota, Fungi, Basidiomycota, Pucciniomycetes, Pucciniales, Pucciniaceae. The record is from RefSeq and is a predicted model, not a curated record. Bases 1 to 1026 code for a protein of 341 amino acids. The transcript has 3 exons.